GUAAUUUGGUAUUAACAAAAAAUAUGGAAAAAGAAGUGUAAACGUGUUCUGACUUCUGAGUGACUUCUACUUAUGCCGUCUAAGUGAGCAAGUAGCACAAAAAAGUUAGAGCUUGGAAUUCAAUGGAUAUUCUUAACUCCAUGAUUAUCGUUGCAUACUUAUUACUUGUUUCCUCUGUCACAGUUUCCAUGGCAGUCAAUGAUUCAAUAGGUGUGUCCAAGUCUAUCAGUGAUGAUGGCAAUGGCAAAACCAUAGUGUCCAAAGAUGGAGUAUUUGAGCUUGGCUUCUUCAGCCCCGGCAGUUCAAUGAAGCGUUACCUGGGGAUUUGGUACAAGAAAAUUUCCAUGUAUAGUGUUGUUUGGGUUGCCAAUAGGGACAAACCCAUCGAUUUUGUCUCAGCUGGAAUAUUAACAUUGGACAUCACUGGGAAUCUUAUCCUUACCCAAAAUGAUUCUGUUGUUUGGAGCACAAACUCUCAAAGACAAGCACAGAAUCCAGUGGCACAGCUCAUGGACAGCGGCAAUCUUGUGGUAUGGAAUCAUGGGGGUCCAAACUCACAAGAUAUUUUGUGGCAAAGCUUUGACUAUCCGUCAGAUACGAUACUGCCAGGAAUGAAGGUGGGAUGGGACCUCAAACGAGGUCUCGAAUGGCGAAUAACAUCUUGGAAGAGUCCAAAUGAUCCAGCUCCUGGAGAUUUCUCAUGGGGUUUAGUGCUCAACGAAUAUCCUGACUUUUAUAUGAAAGGACGAACAACGCUCAACCGGUUUGGACCAUGGAAUGGCAUUUAUUUCAGUGGCUUCCGAGAUCAAAAUCCAAGCUCUGUUUAUGAAUUCACAUAUGUCACUAGCUAUGAUGCCAAGUUUCCCUCCAAUAAGGAUGAGAUUUAUUACACGUAUACUUUAAAGAAUACUUCUAUCUUGUCGAGAGUCCACCUAGACCAAACUGGUGGCUUUAAUUUCUAUAUUUGGGCAGAAGAAGAUCAGCAAUAUUGGGAGCUCUAUGAGAUGUACUCAUCCAGAGACCAGUGUGAUGAUUAUGGCGUUUGUGGGUCAAACUCAAAAUGCUUAAUUGAUGAAUCACCAAUGUGCCAAUGUUUAGAAGGUUUCAGUCCCAAGUCACCACAAGAAUGGGACAUGAGGGGUUGGACAAAAGGAUGUGUCCGGACUAAACCCUUAACCUGCAAUGACAUUUCCAUCAAUGACAUUUUUGUCAAAUUUGCAGACUUGAAAGUUCCAGAUACUACACAUACAUGGUUGGAUGAGAAUAUGGGUCUAGAUGAAUGCAGAGCAAGGUGCUUGAAUAACUGCUCUUGUAUGGCCUUUAGUAACUCUGAUAUAAGAGGAUCAUGUAGUGGUUGUGUUUUAUGGUUUGGUGAUCUUAUUGACAUGAGACAGUUCGAUACUAAACAAACUCGUGAGCAAGAUCUAUAUAUUCGUAUGGCUAACGCUGAGUCUCAAAGUGGGAGCAAGAUGAACAUAAGAACUAUAGUUGCUAUAACUAUUCCAACAUUAUGUGGGGUGCUUUUACUCUCUGUUUAUGUUGUCUACAGAAUCCGAAGGAACCUUGUUGAGAAGUCAAUGGUCGGAGAUAACAUUGAAAAACAUGUAGAGGAUCUCCCGUUGUUUGCUCUGCCGACAAUUAGUAUGGCCACUAGCAACUUCUGGAUAGAGAAUAAGAUUGGACAAGGGGGUUUUGGACCUGUAUAUAAGGGAAAAUUAUCAGAUGGGCGACAAAUUGCUGUAAAGAGACUUUCAAGGAGCUCUGGACAAGGAGUGACCGAGUUCAUAAAUGAAGUAAAACUUAUUGCUAAACUUCAGCAUAGAAAUCUUGUAAGGCUUCUUGGUUGUUGCAUUCAAGGACAAGAGAAGCUACUAAUUUAUGAAUACAUGGCUAAUGGUAGCUUAGACUCCUUCAUUUUUGAUCACACCAAAGGAAAAUUGCUGAGUUGGCCUCAUCGCUUCCACAUUAUUCUUGGAAUUGGUAGGGGGCUUCUAUAUCUUCAUCAAGAUUCCCGAUUAAGGAUAAUUCAUAGAGAUCUCAAAGCAAGUAAUGUUUUACUUGAUGAUAAGUUGAAUCCAAAAAUAUCUGAUUUUGGAAUGGCUAAAGCUUUUGGAGGAGAUCAAACUGAAGGAAACACAAAUAGAGUAGUUGGAACUUAUGGAUAUAUGGCACCAGAAUAUGCAGUUGAUGGAUUAUUUUCUAUAAAAUCCGAUGUCUUUAGCUUUGGCAUUUUAUUGUUAGAGAUUAUAUGUGGAAGCAAGAACAGAGCUCUUUCUUAUGCAAACAACACAUAUAACCUCGUUGGUUAUGCAUGGACACUUUGGAAGGAGGGCAAGGCGUUGCAAUUAAUUGACUCCAACAUUAAGGAUUCAUGCAUUGACUCAGAAGUAUUGCGUUGCAUCCAAGUUAGUCUAGUUUGUGUGCAACAUUACCCAGAGGAUAGGCCUACCAUGACAUCAGUGAUUCGGAUGUUGGACAGUGAGAUGGAAUUGGUUGAUCCUAAAGAGCCUGGUUUCUUUCCAAGGAAGGUUUCCAAUGAAGUCACAAAUCAAAAUGAAAUAAGCUUAAACAAUGAGAUAAGUGUGACCUCUUUAGAUGGACGUUGAAAACUAUAUACCAUUCAUUGAGUCAAUGCAUUUACUACACUGCUGCAGUGUUAGUUCAUUCGCUGCUACAACAGGAUUGUGUUCUGAGACUAAAAAUAACUGUUACAUACUUUGGCAAUAUAUAUAUAUAUAUAUUUAGGGUGAUGGU
Molecule: messenger RNA, 2754 nt
Organism: Arachis ipaensis
Lineage: Eukaryota; Viridiplantae; Streptophyta; Magnoliopsida; Fabales; Fabaceae
Product: G-type lectin S-receptor-like serine/threonine-protein kinase At4g27290
Biological process (GO): protein phosphorylation; recognition of pollen
Cellular component (GO): plasma membrane
Molecular function (GO): protein serine/threonine kinase activity; ATP binding
Source: RefSeq, a predicted model, not a curated record